Pongo pygmaeus (Bornean orangutan) is the source of this 1249-nucleotide messenger RNA. It is a transcript of the gene BEX4, whose product is annotated as brain expressed X-linked 4. The record is from RefSeq and is a predicted model, not a curated record. The transcript has 2 exons. NCBI's taxonomy places the organism in Eukaryota, Metazoa, Chordata, Mammalia, Primates, Hominidae. The coding region runs from base 62 to 589 and encodes 175 amino acids. Gene Ontology annotation, cellular component: nucleus; cytoplasm.
AAAGCCCCGCCUGACUCCGGGCUGCAGGAGGGGGCGUGGGACGGGGGCGGAGCCGUUGGCUAUGACAACAGCCCCACGUGACCGGCCAACACUGAGUCUUGUCUCGCUGUGGCGUCAGAGCCGUCGUGGCUGGUUCGCUUCUCGGCGGCGGUACCUGCUCCCGGUGGCCCUGAGGACCUGUGGGCCAGGGGCGGCCCAGAAAGUAGGAAGCGAAGGGGGAGCAGGAGUAAUGGAGUCCAAAGAGGAACUAGCUGCAAACAAUCUCAACGGGGAAAAUGCCCAACAAGAAAACGAAGGAAGGGAGCAGGCCCCCACGCAGAAUGAAGAAUCCCGCCAUUUGGGAGGGGGUGAAGGCCAGAAGCCUGGAGGAAAUAUCAGGCGGGGGCGAGUUAGGCGACUUGUCCCUAAUUUUCGAUGGGCCAUACCUAAUAGGCAUAUUGAGCACAAUGAAGCGAGAGAUGAUGUAGAAAGGUUUGUAGGGCAGAUGAUGGAAAUCAAGAGAAAGACUAGGGAACAGCAGAUGAGGCACUAUAUGCGCUUCCAAACUCCUGAACCUGACAACCAUUAUGACUUUUGCCUCAUACCUUGAAUCCUAAAAGUUUUCGCUGAGGUUAAUGUGAACACUGCUUUACAAGCUUGUAUUUUUGUGAUUUACUUUUUCUGUAAGCCUUUUGGUGUUUCCACUUACCAGUUUCUAAUGGAAAUUAGAAUUCUAAUUGAAUAUUGUUUUCUCUCAGCCUAAAAGUUACGGUCAGCAUGGCAAUUCACCUAUUUUAGGAAAAAUACUCUUUUCAUAAUAUGAAAUGCAUAAAGCAGUUCAAAAAGCAGUCUGUAUUCCAUCAUCUUCCUCUUUCAUUCCAGUCCUUAUUUUUUGUAAAUACUACUUUUUUCCCUCCGGCUACCUGGACUCAAAAUCUCAGUUGUCUUUGACAGUUUUUUUCUUGUCCCUGACCAAAAAAGAAUGAUCAUACCCAGAAUUCAGUGUUUGAUAUUUUAAGAAUGUAUGUUCUAGUGUUUUUCAGAGUGAGUCUACCAUCUGUAUAAAAACACCUUGGGGGCAGGGGCAUUUAAAAAUGUAGGACCUAUCGUCCAGACUCACAGAGUGGGGCUCCAGAAUCUCCAUUUUUAACUCUCAAGUAAUUCUGAUGUGUACCAAAAUGAGUGCCAUUGGUGUGUGUGUAUGUAACUAUAUACAUAUGUGUGUAUAUAAUGUGUCAUAACCGUAAACAAUAAACAAUAUCAAGCUAAA